GCCUGGUGCUUUUCCUUCUUUCUUUCCAUCUUUCCAUUCCAUCUUUCCAUCUUUCCAUCUUUCCAUCUUUCCAUCUUUCCAUCUUUCCAUCUUUUCAUUCUUUCUUUCUCUUCCACUCAUUCCGAGAAAUCAAAAUGCUCCCUCUUCUCCUCCUGUCGCUCUCGUCCCUCGUCAGCGCCGACUCCUGGGGCGGCAGCGUCUCUCUCGGCCCAACCACGUCGGACAUCAUCCACGCCGUGACGACGAUCAUCCCCGGCGAGGCGCCCCCGACGCAGAACGGCGAGCUGUUCCUGUGGCCGGGCAUGAGCAACGGCACCGGCGAUCUCAUCCAGACCACGCUCGAAAGCUGGCCCAGCAACGCCUGGUGCGGCGCCACGACGGGCCAGUGGUGCGUGCGCGCCUCCAUCUUCGGCUCCUUUGGCCAGCUCUCGGGCACGGGCGAGCCUGUCAGCGGCGACGAUCUCGUUCGCAUCGAAUAUACCCUGCUCGCCGACGAUGUGACUUGGAUCCAGAACGUCACCAACGCUCGCACGGGGGCUUAUUUGUCUAGUUACUCCUAUCCGGCGGGGCCGUACAUGACGGGGUACGGAACUGGCACCGAAUGCGAUGAUGAUUGUUCCGGAACCGUCGCCGCCCAGACAUACAUCAACACGACCAUCACCCUGCGCAGCGCCGAUCCCGACUUUGGCGACACCAUCGCCGUCGCCGAGGGAGGCACCUAUACCGAUCUGGCCUCCAGCGAGGGCGGCAAGGUCUGGUCCAUUGCCACCAUUAGUAUUCCCGCCAUGACGGCUGCCUCUUCUGCUGCCUCUGCUGCCUCUGCUGCCACUUCUGCUGCUGCUGCUGUUGGCUCUUCGGUGCCUGAGGCAUCUGCUGCUGAGACCCCUGUGCCUGAGGCAUCCACUUCAGUGCCUGAGGCUUAUUCAGUUCCUCAGGCAUCUCACAUGCCUGAGGCAUCUACUAUGCCUGCAUCCGCUGUUGAGACUCAACCUUCUUCUGCUUCCCCCUCCAAGUCCAAAGCCUGCAAGGCCUCCUACUCCUCCGUGGCCGUCAACGUCGACUCCGCGACCACCGUCGCCGUCGCCGUCGCCGCCGCCGACUCGGGCUCGACAACAACCCCUGCCGCUGUUGCUGUGGCCGAGACCUCCGCCGUCUCCGUCUCCGUCGUCACCUCGGUCGUCACCUCCACCGUCGUCUCCACGGUCGAGGUCACCGUCACCUCGCAGUCUCCCUGUGGUGCCUCUGACGGCUCUGGUGCCUCUCCCUCUGGCUACGGCCACGGCCACCGUCUUCGUCGUCACUAGUGGUGGCAUUCUAAGCUUCAUUGUAUGUAACUGGUUCAAUGCAGCUGGUUCUGUAUUAGAUAUACUGCUAGCUAUGUGGACAUUGUUCCAC
Penicilliopsis zonata CBS 506.65 is the source of this 1395-nucleotide messenger RNA. RefSeq lists its product as hypothetical. Bases 135 to 1304 code for a protein of 389 amino acids. The record is from RefSeq and is a predicted model, not a curated record. The transcript has 2 exons. NCBI's taxonomy places the organism in Eukaryota, Fungi, Ascomycota, Eurotiomycetes, Eurotiales, Aspergillaceae.